Microplitis demolitor is the source of this 1710-nucleotide messenger RNA. RefSeq names its product pupal cuticle protein 36. Lineage: Eukaryota; Metazoa; Arthropoda; Insecta; Hymenoptera; Braconidae. The transcript has 5 exons. The record is from RefSeq and is a predicted model, not a curated record. The coding region runs from base 147 to 1445 and encodes 432 amino acids.
AGUUCUCAAAUCAAGAGCUUCAGCACAUCACCAGCUCUCUAAUUUGUUAUAUUAUUUUAUAAAGAUCCAAUUUGUGUUUCUAUAACUUUUAAUAGUCGAGGUAAAUCGACUGGUCGUUAAGUUAUUACCCAGAUACAUUUGCAAUCAUGAGAGUAUUCAUGAUCGUUGCGCUCGCCGCAGUGGCGAUGGCACGACCGGAAGCUGGUUACUCGUAUCAGCAACCCAGUAGCAGCUAUGGAGCGCCAGGUGGAUCCGGGGGGCUAGGAGGUGGACACGGUGGAUCUGGUGGACAUGGGGGUGGUUUGUCACUGGGUGGAUUUGGAGGUGGAUCUAGUUUAGGUGGGUUUGGGGGUGGAUCUAGUUUAGGUGGAUUCAGCGGUGGAUCUAGUUCAUUCGGUGGAUCUGGUGGAUUCAGUGGUGGAUCCGGUGGAUUCAGUGGUGGGUCUGGUGGAUUCAGUGGUGGGUCUGGGGGAUUUAGUGGUGGAUCUGGAUUCGGCGGUGGAUCCGGUGGAUUCGGCGGUGGAAGCAGUGGUGGUGCUUUAAUCCAGAAACACAUUUACGUACACGUUCCACCACCAGAAGCACCAGAAGAACGUCCAUUCAGACCUCAGCUCCAAACUGCUGCACCACAGAAACACUACAAAAUUAUUUUCAUCAAGGCACCAACCCCACCAGCACCAACUGCACCUGUCAUACCAGCUCUCCAACAAGACGAACAGAAAACUCUUAUCUACGUUUUGGUUAAGAAACCCGAAGAUGCUCCAGAAAUAAACUUGCCCACUGCUGCACCAACUCAACCAUCUAAACCCGAGGUCUACUUCAUCAAAUACAAGACCCAGAAAGAAGGUGGCUCAAUCGGUGGUGGAUCAAUCGGUGGUGGAUCAAUCGGCGGUGGAUCAAUCGGUGGAGGCUCAAUUGGUGGUGGAUCAAUCGGUGGAGGAAGUGGAAUUGGCGGUGGAUCAAUCGGUGGUGGAUCACAUGGUGGAUCAAUUGGUGGAGGAAGUGGAUCAAUCGGCGGUGGAAUUGGUGGUGGUGACGGACACGGUGGAUCUGGACCAAUGAUUCACAAGCACGUUUAUGUUCAUGUACCUCCCCCAGAAGCACCUGAAUACAAACCGCCAAAGUACUUACCACCGGCAGCUGCACCACAGAAACAUUACAAGAUUGUUUUCAUCAAGGCCCCGACUCCCCCAACCCCAACGGCGCCAGUAAUUCCUGUAGUACCCCAGGAUGAGCAGAAAACUUUGAUUUAUGUCCUGGUUAAGAAGCCUGAGGAGGCGCCAGAUGUCGUUGUGCCGACGCCUGCGCCCACGCAGCCCAGCAAACCCGAGGUCUACUUCAUUCGCUACAAGACUCAGAAAGAACAGUCGGGAAGCUAUGGGCCACCGGCAGCACCACAGGACAGCUAUGGGCCGCCAUCUUCGGGAACUGGCGGUCCCUAUUGAAGCGCCACGAAAUCACGCGUGCCAACAGCCAAAUAAAAUAUAAAUAUCUUUGAUUGUUAAUAUAAAUAUAAAUAUAUAAAUAUGAGUAUGAUUAAUUAUCAGUAAAAUAUUUCACUGAUCUCCAAUAAAAUCUUAAUGAUUUUUAGUAAAGAAAAAAAAAAAUUUUUGAAAAAUUUUGAAGAAUUUUUAGAAAAAAAAAAUAAUAAUAAGUAGACAGGAAAUAAAAAUUUUGAAAAUGUAAAUCAGUGAAAAUUUUGCGGUUAUG